AUGGCAGACAACGCCCCUCCUUCCGCUGCGCAGCUCAGCGGCGCUCACCCUACAGAUGUCGCCCCCGAGACUGACCUUCUGCCCCGGUUGAUCCCCUACCUCGACCGCCACCUGGUUUUCCCUCUGCUCGAGUUCAGCGCCGGCAACGAUGAGGAGGACAACGAAAUCAUUCGGGCCAAGUACGAGCUGCUUAAGCACACCAACAUGACUGAUUACGUCGCCAACCUGUGGAAGGAGAUCAACAACUCCGACUCGAUCCCCGAGGAGUUCGUUAAGAAGCGGGAGGAGGUUCUGGCCAAGCUGCAGCACUACGAGAGCCAGGUUGAGAAAAUUACCGAGUUGCUGCAGGAUGAGGAGGUUGUGGGCAACUUGCGCAGCGACAAGGCCGCUAACUUGCGCUUCCUCGAGGAGCAGCACGGUGUCACCACCGAGAUGGUCGAUGGCCUUUACGACUACGGCCGCUUCCAGUACAGCUGUGGUAGCUACGGUAACGCCGCCGAGCUGCUGUACCAGUUCCGUGUUCUGUCUACCGAUAACGACAAGGUUGCUUCCGCCACCUGGGGUAAACUGGCUUCCGAGAUCCUGACCACCAACUGGGAGGCUGCCAUGGAGGAGGUGCAGAAGGUCAAGGACUCAAUUGAGACUCGUCUGUUCAACAACCCCCUCGCCCAGCUCAACAACCGCUCUUGGCUCAUCCACUGGUCGUUGUUCCCCUUCUUCAACCACGACGCCGCCCGUGACGUCCUGACCGACCUCUUCUUCUCCCCCGCCUACAUCAACACCAUCCAGACCAGCUGCCCGUGGGUUCUGCGUUACCUUGCCGCCGCCGUCAUCACCAACCGCAGCCGCCCUCACAAGCACUCCGGUGUGUACCAGAAGCAACUGAAGGACCUGAUCCGCGUUGUGCGCCAGGAGGAUUACGAGUACACCGACCCUAUUACCGACUUCGUCAAGGCGCUCUACGUCGACUUUGACUUCGAGGAGGCCCAGAAGAAGCUGGGUGAGGCCGAGGAAGUUCUCCGCAGUGAUUUCUUCCUUGUAUCUGCUGCGGAUGCUUUUGUUGAGGCUGCUCGUCACCUGAUUUCCGAGAGCUACUGCAAGAUCCACCAGCGGAUCGAUAUCAACGAUCUUUCUACCCGCCUUGGUCUGAACCAGGAUGAGGGUGAGAAGUGGAUUGUCAACCUCAUCCGCGAUACCCGUGUUGAUGCCAAGAUCGACUACCAGGAGGGCACAGUUAUCAUGAACCACCCGCCGCAGUCGGUUUACCAGCAAGUCAUUGAAAAGACCAAGGGUGCCUUCUUCCGCACACAGGUCUUGAGCUCAUCCGUCGCAAAAUAA
Penicillium longicatenatum is the source of this 1338-nucleotide messenger RNA. Its product is annotated as eukaryotic translation initiation factor 3 subunit E. Gene Ontology annotation, biological process: translational initiation. The transcript has 2 exons. Bases 1 to 1338 code for a protein of 445 amino acids. NCBI's taxonomy places the organism in Eukaryota, Fungi, Ascomycota, Eurotiomycetes, Eurotiales, Aspergillaceae. The record is from RefSeq and is a predicted model, not a curated record. Gene Ontology annotation, cellular component: nucleus; eukaryotic translation initiation factor 3 complex; cytoplasm. Gene Ontology annotation, molecular function: translation initiation factor activity.